Molecule: messenger RNA, 1110 nt
Organism: Alternaria arborescens
Lineage: Eukaryota; Fungi; Ascomycota; Dothideomycetes; Pleosporales; Pleosporaceae
Exons: 2
Coding region: 1-1110 (369 amino acids)
Source: RefSeq, a predicted model, not a curated record
AUGGGUCAUCCAGCACUCACGUCACGGGAGCACCUGGAGCUUUUGAGGAGCUCUGCUUUCGAAUCCGAGCACGCCUGGCUCUACGACAACUCCUAUUUGCAACACGAGGCAGCGGCGUUGGCGCUGGAACAAGAGAUUGAGCAGUCACAUGCCAGCAUAUCGCCCGACGACAACUCUGACGAGCAAGUCCGCAUACUCAAGACGCAGAUCAACAUCCACAGAGAGAGACAGAGGGCCCUGAGGCCACACCUUGAAAGUGGGAGCGAUCAGAUUGACGAAGAGGGCAAUGAGUGUGUCUUUGUACCAGCACCGAAUCAAUGGGGAGCCAAUGGAGACUUGGACGAGGAGAGUGAGAGCCUAUCCGCAAUCCAUAACCUCCUCACCUGGCAAACUUCCUACUCGCCUGUGUCACAUGCUCCACAUGACGAACUCCCUUCUCCUGACAUCCCGUACCACUCGUUACUCGAUCCUACACAGCCUACAACGACGUACAAUCUUCACCGCACACGAGAAUGGACCGGGUCUUCAGGCUUCCGGAAGUAUAUCUACAGCGCACGCGACUACUCGAACAAAUACGCUUUGUAUAUGCUUGAAGCCACCCAUCGCGACGACAGUCAAGUCAACGCUGCCGACUUCUUCCGCGUCGCUGAAUUCCCACAACCGUGCAUAUCUAUCCUUCUCUCUGGCAUCGACAAGAAGCGUAUGGCAACUAAAGAUGCUGCCUACAAAUCGCGAAGCAUACACCUGAAGGGCCCCUUCUCGCAACCGAUUUCUGAAUAUCCAGAUAGACAGCACAAGAUUCCGUGGUCGCCACGACGCUUUAAAUACGGCGGACGACGGUUCGUGUGGAAACAGGGUGAUCCAAACGAUGAUGCAAUGCCGGAGACAUUGUACGAAUACCAGCAAGAUUGGAUGAAACCUGGAAGCAGGACGGGCAAGCGAUGCGACGACGCGAAGCCAAUCAAACUAGUAUGGGGCGAGAAGAGAAGGAAGGGCAAAGUGGACAGUUAUACGAUCCAUUUCAGAGGUGGCAUGGACCAAGUAUUCAGGGAGAUUCUGCUUGCAAGCCAGAUGGCGCGGCAGGUAUGCCUCUUUACUGCAAUGGACUAA